AUGGCAAAAAAAACUCAUCACGCAGCGUUUCAGCCGCCGGAGCCGGAGAAUAUCGAGGAGGAAGAAGACUUGGCCGCCGCCGCCAACAUUCUGAUUUGUAUGAGCGCAGCAAACCUGGAAAAGAGAGAAGCAAUUGAACUGGAGAGGAUGAAGAUGAAUUUUCAUUAUAAUUCAGGCUUAAGAAUAAGAGACGACAAUAAUAAUAAUAAUAAUCGUGCAGAACCGCCGGCGCUGGCGGCGCGUGUACACAGCAGGUGCAGCGUUGAUGGAACCCCGCUGCCGAGAUACCCUCCGAUACCUUUCUUGCUCGGCAAGAUAGAUUUGAGCGCGUGCAGCAUGCCGUUCGAGAAACAGGUAACCGUGACCGACGUUAAUGAAGAACAGAACCGUCUCUCGUUGAGCAAGAACGAGGUCACGCGCUCCAUUCUGCCGCUGCUGAACUGCCACGAGGAUCAUUGCCGGGGCGUGCCGGUGACGGCGUACAACCCGGACGGGAAAGAGUACGAGAUGACGUUCAAGAGUUGGUCGGAGAGGAAGUUUUACGUGCUGAAUGGAGGGUGGAAGAGAUUCUUCCAAGAGAACGGGUUGGUGGUGCGCAGGCAUUGGGUUACUGUGUGGAUGUUCCGCCAUAGCCAAACUCGAAAGCUUUGCUUUGCCCUCACAUGGAAGUUCAUUCCCAUGGAUCAUCCUUGUACUAUUAAACAGGUGAGAAACUCAAAGUCGGUUAGUAAAAGGUAG
Ipomoea nil (Japanese morning glory) is the source of this 738-nucleotide messenger RNA. RefSeq lists its product as uncharacterized. Lineage: Eukaryota; Viridiplantae; Streptophyta; Magnoliopsida; Solanales; Convolvulaceae. The coding region runs from base 1 to 738 and encodes 245 amino acids. The transcript has a single exon. The record is from RefSeq and is a predicted model, not a curated record. Gene Ontology annotation, molecular function: DNA binding.